This is a messenger RNA of Schizophyllum commune H4-8, 2308 nucleotides long. RefSeq lists its product as uncharacterized. The coding region runs from base 44 to 2194 and encodes 716 amino acids. Gene Ontology annotation, cellular component: plasma membrane; endoplasmic reticulum membrane. Gene Ontology annotation, molecular function: glucosidase activity. Lineage: Eukaryota; Fungi; Basidiomycota; Agaricomycetes; Agaricales; Schizophyllaceae. Gene Ontology annotation, biological process: fungal-type cell wall organization; (1->6)-beta-D-glucan biosynthetic process. The record is from RefSeq and is a predicted model, not a curated record. The transcript is spliced from 6 exons.
CGCGUGUUGAUUGGACGUCACUCCAGAGUUGAUCUCCUCCAUCAUGUCCUCCCGCCACCACUCAGGCCAGCGACGAGACCGCGACCGCGACCGCGAGCGAGAGCGGGAGCGGGAGCGCUCAUCGCGCAGGACGCCCGACUAUGGCGCAGUACCAACGACGAGCCCACCACGACAGACUACGAGUUCACGAGCACAGCAUACUUCUAGUUCACGAACGCAACCUACUAGCUCCCGGGCGCAGCCUUCGAGCUCACGAUCACAACCAGCUACGAGUUCACGAUCACAUACACACCAGUACGAGAGAGCACCGACGCACGCGCGCACACCGUCUGCGAGCAGUGCUUACAGAGCGACGAACGGGAGGGGAACCAUUGCGCAAGGUGUAGCGACGGGCGCGAUUGGGGGAGGAUAUGGCCCGUAUGCAUACGCACCACCAGAGCCGCAACGGAAGUACGGCUACACGAACGGUUACGCAAAUGGCUACGCGAAUGGGCACACCAGCUCGCGCUUUACGAACGGCUACGCAGGGGAAGCACCCCCACCCCAACUACGAGAGAAACCCCCGACAACGGCUGCUGCUGCCGCUCCUCCCGUUGCUGCUGCAGUUCCCCCGACCGUGAUUGCAGCACCAAUGACCACCAACACCGUUCCCCAGUACCUUUGGGAAAAAGAUCCCGAGAUCGACGACGCGUUGCAUAACCCCGAUGCGCGACGGGAGUAUUUUGACUUCACGCUGUUCUCCGGACGCGGAUGGGUCAAUCUCACCGCGCUCGUUAUCCUCGUCUGCGGCCUGCUCAUGCUUUUUCUGGGCUACCCGAUGUAUUACGAGUUCGGCCACCCCCAGGUGUCCUAUAGCGGAUACAACCUGGGCGGUAUAAACGGCAGUGGGCAGGUACCGGACCUUCACAUGAAGCUCCUCAUUGACGGCGACACGCCCGACGACGCUACAGAGCGCACCGGCUCGGAUGGGAAGAAAUACAACCUCGUGUUCAGCGACGAGUUCAACCAGAACGACCGGACCUUCAACCCAGGCGAUGACCCAUACUGGGAGGCCGUGGACCUGCACUACUGGCCCACCGGUGACAUCGAGUGGUAUGACCCCAAGGCCAUUACCACGCGCGACGGCAACCUCGUGAUCACGAUGACUGAAGAGGAGAAGAACGACUUGAACUUCGUGAGCGGCAUGCUGCAGUCGUGGAACAAGGUCUGCUUCACCACGGGGUACAUCGAGAUGCGCAUCAGCCUGCCCGGGAGCCCCGAGACGCCCGGUUUCUGGCCCGGCGCGUGGACGAUGGGCAAUCUCGGCCGCGCGGGAUAUGGAGCGACGACGGAGGGGAACUGGCCGUACACGUACGACUCAUGUGACGCGGGCACGUUCCCAAACCAGACCGACAAGAACGGCUCGCCCGAUGUCUCCACGGCCAGCGACUCCGGUGGCCCUCUCAGCUUCCUCCCGGGUCAGCGCCUGUCUGCCUGCACCUGCCCCGGCAGCGACCACCCAGGACCCGACGUCAGCUACGGGCGCGGCGUGCCCGAAAUCGAUCUACUUGAGGCGCAGGUCGACGUCGACGUCUGGCGCGGGCAGGCGUCGCAGUCGUAUCAAAUCGCGCCCUUCAACCGCGAGUACCAGUUCGACAACGACUCGUCCGCGACGACGAUAUACGAUGAGAGCGUCACGGAGUACAACACGUACAAGGGCGGGCAGUGGCAGCAGGCGGUGUCCGCACUGACAUACAUCCCGGACAGCGGGUACAGCGGCUCGUACACGACGUACGGCGUCGAGUGGUGGAGCAACCCGGACAACCGUGACGAGGGAUACAUAACGUGGUAUCUCGACGGGAAAGAGACCUGGAAGAUCACGUCGGAGACGAUCGGGGGCGACUCGAGCAUAGACAUGGGUCCGCGACUCAUCUCUGAGGAGCCGAUGUAUAUGAUCAUCAACUUGGGCAUGGCGCCAAGCUUCCAGCAGCAGGACUUCGAGCAUAUGAAGUUCCCUGCGCAGAUGCUUGUUGACUAUGUGCGCGUCUACCAGCGCGAAGGGCUGAAAGAUGGCGUGACCUGCAGUCCGCCAAACCGACCGACGGCGGACUACAUCGACAAUCACGGAUCCGCUUACGAUAAUAUCAACGCAACGACCUGGUCCGAGGCCGGUUACAACUUCCCUCGCAACUCCAAGUACGAUGGGUGCACAUAACCUACUGUUCAUACGGCCAUUCGAUGUGGCUUGACGCUCUUGCUCGAAUCACCCUACUCACGAUUUAUGCUGUGCUGUGCUUCACAAUUGCUAUGAUGAUAUACCUUACCUCUA